GCUCACACUCACAUACCUCCCCUCCCCAGGCCGAGGCCCAGCUGACCUCCUGGGCUCCCCCGGCAGCGGACAGGGAAGGGUUAAAGGCCCCCCGACUCCCUGCCCCCUGCCCUGGGGAACCCCUGGCCUGUGGGGACAUGAACUGUGUUUGUUGCCUGGUCUUGGUGGUGCUGAGCCUCUGGCCAGAUAGAGCCGUUGCCCCUGGGCCACCAUCUGGCUCCCCUCGAGUCUCUCCAGACCCUCGUGCAGAUCUGGACAGUGCUGUCCUCCUGACCCGAUCCCUUCUGGCAGACACUCGGCAACUAGCUGCACAGAUGAGAGACAAAUUCCCAGCUGAUGGAGACCACAAUCUGGACUCGCUCCCUACCUUGGCCAUGAGCGCUGGGACACUGGGAUCUUUGCAGCUUCCAGGUGUGCUGACAAGGCUUCGGGUAGAUUUGCUGUCCUAUCUCCGGCAUGUACAGUGGCUGCGCCGGGCAGGUGGUCCUUCCCUGAAGACUCUGGAGCCAGAGCUGGGUGCUCUGCAAGCUAGGCUGGACCGGCUACUGCGCCGUCUACAGCUCUUGAUGUCUCGAUUGGCCUUGCCCCAGGCAACCCCAGAGCAACCCUUGGUCCCUCUGGGCCCUCCUGCCUCAGCCUGGGGAAGCAUCCGGGCUGCUCAUGCCAUCUUAGGAGGGUUGCACCUGACCUUGGACUGGGCUGUGCGGGGUCUGCUGUUGUUAAAGACUCGGCUGUGACUCAAAGCCACCAGCAAGGAUAUCGUCCUUUAAAGCCAGAUCUUAUUUAUUUAUUUAUUUUGGUACUUGGAGGAGGGGACAUGAUGAUCAGGGGCAUGCCACACCCCAAACAACCCCCCCACCCAGCUAGAUGCAGUCCCUCCAGGAGACCUGGGUGAGGGGGGGGGUCACCUGUGGCUUAUUUAUACUUAUUUAUUUAAAAAAUUGGGGUGGGUGGGGCAGGUGGAUCUGAGACCCUGAGAAACCAGGAACUGAUAUCCUGGAUUUUGGGGUUUCUAUGAAGUCUAACCACAGUGUCUUCCUACAUUAUUUAUUAAACAAUUACUUUUUUUAUGUUAAGAGGAGGAGGUGGGGGGAAAAGGAAGCCUGGGGUUUUAUAUCAAAAUGUGAGAAGUUUUUUGUUUUUUAUUGGUGUGUGUGUGUGUGUGUGUGUGUGUGUGUGUGACAGAGAAGGGGGGGUUACUUAAAUACAUAUUUCCUUAGAGGUGAUUAGCAGGAGUAUGCCAGAGGGAUCUGAGUCUAACCUGGUACCCUAGCACUUCAAAGGUCCUCAACAGAAGGUUCCAGAACAUCACCUUAUAUCCAAUAGCACGUGCAUGGUACAGAGCUGCAAAGUACAAGGUUGUUUGUUUUAGAUCAUUCGUGCUGGCAAAUGGGAAACAGCCUAAUUGUCCUCCGGCAGGGAUGGGGGUAGAGGUGGAUGAAGAAAAAGCCACAUGAUGGAAUACUAACUUGCCAAUUAGUAAAAAGGGAAGCUCCUGGCAAAAGACUGCUCUAGAUGUUGAGCGGCCCUGGGACUCGGGAGCAGCAGAUGGUAGAACCACUCUUAUUAUACAUAAGUAUGGUUUGUUCUUAUUUUUUCAAAAUGGAAACAUCAAAAUGUUGACAGUGGCUGUCUCAGGGUUGAAAACAAGAGCUGGCACGUGCGGUGACAUUUAUUGUUUGUGCUUGUAUUUUCCAGAGUUUCUACCCUGACUGUAUUUUGCAUGAUACAUUUAAAAACAAUA
This is a messenger RNA of Meriones unguiculatus (Mongolian gerbil), 1744 nucleotides long. It is a transcript of the gene Il11, whose product is annotated as interleukin 11. Gene Ontology annotation, cellular component: cytoplasm. Gene Ontology annotation, molecular function: cytokine activity; growth factor activity. Lineage: Eukaryota; Metazoa; Chordata; Mammalia; Rodentia; Muridae. The record is from RefSeq and is a predicted model, not a curated record. The transcript has 5 exons. Gene Ontology annotation, biological process: positive regulation of MAPK cascade; positive regulation of cell population proliferation. Bases 138 to 737 code for a protein of 199 amino acids.